Molecule: messenger RNA, 2417 nt
Organism: Chaetomium strumarium
Lineage: Eukaryota; Fungi; Ascomycota; Sordariomycetes; Sordariales; Chaetomiaceae
Exons: 1
Coding region: 437-2113 (558 amino acids)
Biological process (GO): polyphosphate catabolic process
Cellular component (GO): fungal-type vacuole; membrane
Molecular function (GO): endopolyphosphatase activity; exopolyphosphatase activity; phosphoric diester hydrolase activity
Source: RefSeq, a predicted model, not a curated record
CGGCAGGUUCCUGCAUAUCACCGGUCUGUUGUGCCCCCCCGUCGCCCAAUCUUUCAAGGCUUGGCAGCUUCAACAUCUGUGUAGGCAAAAUGGGAGAACUGACGUGAAUACGCCGACAGACAUCCACCCGGAUGAAUUCUACAAGGUGCACUCCUCGACCGACGAAGAUGGUGCCUGCCACCGGGGCAAGGGCCCCGCGGGCCCCUACGGCGCCGAAACGACAGAUUGCGACAGUCCUUUCUCCCUCGUGAAUGCGACCUUUGACUGGAUUGCCGCGAAUCUCAAGGACACGAUCGAUUUCGUCAUCUGGACCGGCGACAGUGCCCGCCAUGAUCGCGACGAGAACCUGCCGCGCAGUGCGGAUCAGGUGCUGGGCACCAACACUUGGAUCGCCGACAAGUUCGCGCAGCUGCUCGCCGACGAGGACGGAACGGGAAUGACCAUCCCCGUCGUGCCUAACUUCGGGAACAACGAUAUCCUCCCGCACAACAUCCUGCUCCCGGGACCCAACAAGUGGUUCCAGACCUACUUGCACGUCUGGCGCCGCUUCGUCCCCGAGGAGCAGCGCCACAGCUUCGAGUUUGGCGGCUGGUUCCACGUCGAGGUCAUCCCGAACAAGCUCGCCGUCUUUAGCCUUAAUACGCUGUACUUCUUCGACCGCAACGCCGGUGUCGACGGCUGUGCGAACCCCGGGGAGCCGGGUUACAAGCAGAUGGAAUGGCUACGCGUGCAACUACAGUUCCUGCGUGAGCGCGGCAUGAAGGCCAUCCUGAUAGGACACGUGCCCCCUGCCAGGACGGAGAGCAAGAAGUUGUGGGACGAGACGUGCUGGCAGAAGUACACGCUGUGGAUGCACCAGUUCCGGGACGUUGUGGUGGUCGGCCUCUAUGGCCACAUGAAUAUCGACCACUUCCUCAUCCACGAUUCGGACGGGGUCGACAUAGCAGCGCUCUCUGGGUCAUCGCAGCGGGGUAUUCGUCAGGCGAUGGAGGACGAUCUUUCGGUGCAGGGGGCGUCCGACUACCUUAUGGAGCUGCGUCAGCAUUGGGCCAAGCUGCCUCCGCCGCCCACGUUCAAAAGCAAGGCGGACGGCGUCAACGGAGAUGGGAAAAGGAGGACAGGGAAGAAGCACAAGGACCCUUGGGGUGAGCGCUACCACCUCACUCUGGUUAGUCCCAGCAUCGUGCCAAACUACUUCCCAACGCUGCGCGUUUUUGAAUACAACAUCACCGGCCUUGAACACGCCCCGGUUUGGAAGGACGCCCAGCAAGGCGGAUCCCAAACUGCCGCAGAGAUUGGAUCCUCGCAGAAACAUCUUGAACUCCGCCAGCUUUCCGUGGAAUCCGAACUUCAAGUCGAUCUCGAUGAUAUCACCUCCGCCAAGAAGAGGGGGAGGAAGAAGAAGAAGAAGGAGAAGAAACCGAAAAAGAAACCUAAAAACCCGGUCCAUGACCCAAAUCUCAAUGUCCCUUCACCGCCCGUGGAGGGCUCCCCGCCUGGCCCAGCCUACGCACCUCAACCGCUCACCCUCCUAGGGUAUACCCAGUACUUCGCUAACCUGACGCACAUCAACAACCUCAACCUCACCGAUGUCCUCGUACGAAGCGACGAUGCAGGGAAGGGGUGGUGGGACUGGUUGCUCCGUUGGAGGGAGGGCAAGCACGGCGGCAAAAAGCCGGCUUCGCCUCGGCCGCCGCAGCCGAGAGAGUUUGCUUUCGAGGUUGAGUAUAGCACCUUCGAGGACAAGAUCUACCGGCUGGGCGACUUGACCGUGAACAGCCUGGUCGGGCUGGCUGUGAGGAUUGGAGAGCGCGUCGACAACGCUAAGACUAGGAUGUCUGAUGUUGUGGGCUGGGGAGGUGACGAGGUUGAGGGGUGCGCGGAGGAGAUUGAUGGUGAAUGGGAGGAAACAGAGAGGGAAGAGCAAGAGGAGGAUGAAGAUGAGGGGAGCGAUGAGGAGGUAGAGGCAGAAAAGAAGAAGAAGAAGGGAAAGAAAGGCAGGAAGGGCAGGAAAGGCAAGAAGAGAAGGAAACAAAACGAGACCUGGCUACAUUUCCUGAAGCAUGCAUUUGUUGGGACACUAGAGGAGGAGGAACUGAGGAAGUUCGAUUGAAUAGGGCCUUUGACAGUUCGGCAUCGGGCACUUCGGGCUGGAUGGAGGAGUCAAGGCAUGUUUUCUUCGCAUAUCUCAGGUAGUUCUGCAUAAGGUCGGGAAGGACGGUCAUGGCGUUGACAUUCCGUUUGGGCAUGGAGGGAACAGUCGUUCUCCAACAACUUGUAUAGUAGGAUACCAUCCAUGCACAAUGAAUGAUGAUACUGAAAUGAUUGUCGGCUGGGCACGCGAUGGCGGUAACUACCUACCUAGUGGUUACCAUAGAGGCCGGGUCUAUUAUAUGAAAAAUAAUGCGUCGAUAAGC